CGGGUGGUGUUGUGGGUGCCUGCGGCUAUGGCGGGAGCGCGGCUGGCGGCGGUGGAAGGGCUGGUACGGGAGCUGCUGAGGGAGGAGGCCCCGUCCCGCAUCGCCGCCCUCACCGAGGAGCUCUUCCAGGCAGCGGGGAGCAUCUCUGAGGAGGAUGGGAGCGCGGCUGAGGUUGAAGAGGGUGCAAUAAGCCUGUGGAACUGGGCUGUGACCAAACAUACGGGUUCUGUUGUCAAUGAUGAGCAAAGAGCUAAACUACGGUUUGUUGCUUGCAGACUGGUGUGCCUUUGUGAAGGCAGUGAUCCUCCGGAGGGAACUAUUCGAAGACAGAUUUUGAUGUCUAUGAAAACUGGGAAAGGAUGGAUAGAUAUUGGAAAAGCUGAUCUUGCUGACGAAUUUCUAGAGAUUGCCAUGAGUAGUAUAGAAAAACUGUAUGCAAAGUUACUUAAGGGGAGCGAUGGUGAAGCAGAUACUUCUGUGCACAAAGCUGAUGUGGAGAAGAACCUCUUCAAAGUACUCUCUUAUCAGGCUGAAUCAGCAGUUGCUCAAGGGGAUUUUCAGAAAGCGGUGAUGUGCGUGCAGCGCUGCAAAGAUAUGUUGAUGAAAUUGCCAAAAGAGGCCUGUUACCUGUCAAUCCUCUGUUACAAUUUUGGAGUGGAAACCUAUGAAUGGAAGAGGUAUGAACAGAGCUCCUUCUGGCUCAGCCAGAGUUACGACAUUGGGAAGAUGGACGUGAAUUAUUCUGUUGGCAAAGAAAUGCAGGCUAAAGUGCUGCGAUUGUUAGCUACAGCCUAUUUUGAGUGGGAUUGCAAUCUGUAUCUUGACAAGGCAUUGAAAGCUAUAAGCUUGGCAAAUCAGGAGAAUUUGCAUCCAGCAGGGUUUUUUUUGAAAGUUAAAAUUCUUCUUAAAAGCGGAGCAUCAGAUGAAGAUAUCAACUCAGCUGUUGCAGAAUUCCUGCACCAUGAGAUGUCUUUAGACUUUUGUUUGAAUACUGCCAAACUGCUGCUGGAGCAUGGAAGGGAAUCAGUUGGUUUUGAUUUUCUGAAAUCUGUUCCUGAACGAUUUGAAUCUUCACCUGACCUUGGAAAAUUUACCCUGCUCCACAUCGAGUUCCUGUUGCAGAAUAAGAAGGAGCUGCUUGCUAAGCAAAAGGUUGAAGAAAUUAUUAUAGGUCAUUAUACUGGGAAACAGCUGUUGCCUGAAGCCUUGAACCAGCUGCACAUCAUCUUGUGGGACAGAGCUGCCAAACACUAUGAGGCAAAAAGCUAUUCGGAAGCUCUUCACUGGUACAAUUAUUCUGUCAGCUUCUACAUACCUGGGCAGAUAGAUCAGAACUUGGCUAAGCUGCAGAGGAACAUGGCUUCUUGCUAUCUUCAUCUGAAACAAGUUGACAAGGCUAAAGAGGCAGUUAAAGAAGCAGAGAGGUGUGAUCCAAACAGCAUCUUUACUAAAUUCAGUGUCUAUAAGAUUGCAGUGAUGGAGAAAGAUACUAAUAAAGCUGUGGAAGCAGUUAUUGAAAUGGGAAAGCUAGCAGAAAAGCCAUCUCAACAUGAAGACAAGCUGAGAGUGGAUGAAAAUAUAGGCACUAACCUCCUGAGUUUAGCUGCCCAAAUUGCUUUAGAGAACGAACAACAAGUUGUGGCUAUCAAGGCUUUGGAGUAUUUGUCUGAACAUUUACAAGACUGCCGACAAUUAUUUGCAGCUUUAAAAUGUUUGGUUCGUCUUAUGUUGUCAAAGUUCAUGGCAGAAAAUGAAGAGAAAAGAGGUGAAGAUAUCAACUCAAUGCUGACUUACUUGACCUUGGCUCACAAGAGACUUGCUGAGUCUUUCACAGAAGAGAAAUUUACAGGGGACAUGAGGAUCCUUGAAGCUCACUGGUUUAGAAAAGUUGCUUGGAACUUAGCUGUACAGUUCAGGGUCUGCCCUGAAAAGAUGAGGGAUUUUUUCCUACUGUCUUUCAAGUUGUCCCAGUUUUGUCCUUCUGACAAAGCUGUUCUAAUUGCUCAGAAGACAUGCCUGUUGAUGGCAGCUGCAGUUGAUCUGGAAAUGGGGAGACAACAAGUAACACCUUCUGAACAGGCGGAGCUUUUGACUCAGGCCCUUCAACAUCUACAGGCAUGCAAGGAGAUAUGGAAAGUUCUGAAAUUAACAGGAGAUUUUGCUGAAGACCCAACAGACACCUUGUUGCUGCUUUAUGAAUUUGAAGCAAGAUCCAAACUGAAUGAUCCAACACUCCACAACCUUAUGGAGUCAGUGUGGGAGCAACCACAAAUAGAGGUCAAGACACUAGAAAUCAUUGCAUCAUUAGCAAUGGAAUCUCCAGCUCGGUAUCCUGUACUGUGUAAGAAAGCUCUCAAGAGUGCACUAAACCUUCACAGAACACAGACUGUCAUUGAUGCUGUGAAAUUUAGCAAAUGCUUACAUAGUUUGAUUAAUCUUUCUUUGCCGACUGGAUUAACGGACUUGGAUGCCUGUGUACUGCAGGAGGUGUGGGACUACUUUGAAGAUGCUCUGAGUGUAGUCAGCAGCACAGAUGGUUACCCAGAGAUGGAGGUCCUUUGGUUGAUGACAAGAGCCUGGAAUACAGGAAUAUUUCAGUAUACUGUUGGUAAAUAUAAGGAAGCUGAGCAGUGGUGUGGAUUAGGAAUGCGUUUCCUCAAUCACUUAGGAUCUCUGAAGAAAAGCUAUGAAGGCCAUAUGAUUGGUCUUUAUAGUGAGGUUCUGGACAAAUUGGACAGAGCAAAAGGGUUUCUUCCAAAUGGAGAAGAAUAAUGACAGCCACAACUGCAAAAAAGGAAGACAGCAGUCUCUCUUGGAAAUAUUCUGCUGAAUGAAAGGCCGUUAGCUCUGCGAAGGCAUGGGGUCAUGGGAGCAGUGGAAAAGAAACCAGGAUCUCCUUCUUGUUGGCAAUUGUUAUGUACUUUUUAGGAAGUGUUUAUUGAAUAAAAGUAAUUGUUUUUCUCUACGGAAUAAUAUUCGUUUUCUGGAGCUAUAUAACAGUUAGUAAUAAAUACUUAACUUUUUCAUGAGAUGCGUCUGUUGUGUGUAACAGGUUGGUUUAAAUACCUGAUUUUAGUAGUAAGUGGCAAUGAGAACAAUAAAAGUAUUCCAAGAUCA
Molecule: messenger RNA, 3117 nt
Organism: Gymnogyps californianus (California condor)
Lineage: Eukaryota; Metazoa; Chordata; Aves; Accipitriformes; Cathartidae
Gene: TEX11
Product: testis expressed 11
Exons: 29
Coding region: 28-2772 (914 amino acids)
Biological process (GO): male meiosis chromosome segregation; synaptonemal complex assembly; meiotic cell cycle
Cellular component (GO): central element
Molecular function (GO): protein binding
Source: RefSeq, a predicted model, not a curated record